Molecule: messenger RNA, 1657 nt
Organism: Emiliania huxleyi CCMP1516
Lineage: Eukaryota; Haptophyta; Isochrysidales; Noelaerhabdaceae
Exons: 3
Source: RefSeq, a predicted model, not a curated record
AUGGCGGCGAUGGAGACGCGGGCGGCGAGGGCGGCGCUGAUGGCGGCGAGGGUGACGCAGGGGGAGACGGCGAUGCCGGCGGCGAGGGUGGCGCUGACGGCGGCGAUGGAGAUGCGGGCGGCGAGGGCGGCGAGGGUGGCGCUGACGGCGGCGAUGGAGAUGCGGGCGGCGAGGGCGGCGAGGGCGGCGCUGAUGGCGGCGAUGGAGAUGCGGGCGGCGAGGGUGGCGCUGAUGGCGGCGAGGGUGACGCAGGGGGAGACGGCGAUGCCGACGGCAAGGGCGGCGCUGAUGGCGGCGAUGGAGAUGCGGGCGGCGAGGGCGGCGAGGGCGGCGCUGACGGCGGCGAUGGAGAUGCGGGCGGCGAGGGUGGCGCUGAUGGCGGCGAGGGUGACGCAGGGGGAGACGGCGAUGCCGGCGGCGAGGGUGGCGCUGACGGCGGCGAUGGAGAUGCGGGCGGCGAGGGCGGCGAGGGCGGCGCUGCUGGCGGCGAUGGAGAUGCGGGCGGCGAGGGUGGCGAGGGCGGCGCUGAUGGCGGCGAUGGAGAUGCGGGCGGCGAGGGCGGCGAGGGCGGCGCUGAUGGCGGCGAUGGAGAUGCGGGCGGCGAGGGCGGCGUGGGUGGCGCUGGUGGCGGGGAUGGUGACGCAGGGGGAGACGGCGAUGCCGACGGCAAGGGCGGCGCUGAGGGCGGCGAUGGAGAUGCGGGCGGCGAGGGCGGCGAGGGCGGCGCUGACGGCGGCGAUGGAGAUGCGGGCGGCGAGGGUGGCGCUGAUGGCGGCGAGGGUGACGCAGGGGGAGACGGCGAUGCCGGCGGCGAGGGUGGCGCUGACGGCGGCGAUGGAGAUGCGGGCGGCGAGGGCGGCGAGGGCGGCGCUGCUGGCGGCGAUGGAGAUGCGGGCGGCGAGGGUGGCGAGGGCGGCGCUGAUGGCGGCGAUGGAGAUGCGGGCGGCGAGGGCGGCGAGGGCGGCGCUGAUGGCGGCGAUGGAGAUGCCGGCGGCGAGGGUGGCGCUGAUGGCGGCGAUGGAGAUGCGGGCGGCGAGGGCGGCGAGGGCGGCGCUGACGGCGGCGAUGGAGAUGCGGGCGGCGAGGGUGGCGAGGGUGGCGCUGACGGCGGCGAUGGAGAUGCGGGCGGCGAGGGUGGCGAGGGCGGCGGGCUCGGUGGCGGCGGGCUUGGUGGCGGCGGCGAGGGUGGAGGUGGCGUGGGUGGCGGCGGCGAUGGCGGAGGUGACGAGAAAGGCAACUGUCGUGGUCACGUUGUCUCCGAUAGCAACCUCAACACGAGGCGGUGGGCUCGGCGGUGGUGAGGGCGGCGGAGACGGAGGGGGUGGCAACGGAGGGGGCGAGGGUGGCGGCGGGCUCGGGGGCGGCGGUGACGGAGGCGGCGGCGAGGGCGGCGGCGGCGAGGGCGGUGGUGGGCUGGGCGGCGGCGGACUCGGGGGCGGCGGCGAAGGCGGCGGCGGGCUCGGAGGCGGCGGCGACGGUGGCGGUGGCGACGGCGGUGGCGUGCUUGGCGGCGGCGAGGGCGGCGGUGGCGGCGAGGGUGGGGGUGGGCUCGGUGGCGGCGGCGAGGGUGGUGGUGGGUUCGGCGGUGGCGGCGAGGGCGGUGGCGACGGAGGCGGCGGCGAGGGCGGGGGGGGCGAGGGCGGUGGUGAAGACGGAG